GCCUCUUCCCAAUCCCAGGGAGGAGAGAGGGAAGGAAAGGCUCAAGGACUCUCCAGACUCCACCCGGCUGUCAAAGAGGCGGAUCGCCCGGCGUCCUCUGAGGGGGAAGCGUCGCUUUCCGGGUCCCGAAACUCCGGAGAAACCAGAACGCCCACUCUCCCGUCGGACAGGAAAUGGAACCGGAAAAGGAGAGGAGACGACUCCGAGCAGGUGGCACCAGGAAAAGUGGACAAAGUUCCAGUUCUGAGAUUUUUCUGCAUUUACAAAGCCCUGCAACUGAGAAGGCGCCGGAAAUUAUGCUGGCUGGAGAAAUACUUUGAUAGGAGGUCCCCUCAGAGGAACCAGGAGAGACUCUUUAAGUGCUCUGAGGGCGGGAUAUCCUUUGCUCACAAAUCCCUCCUUUUGAUUAACCGGAAGCUGGACAUGAGGAAUGGAUCCCAUCUGUGUUUGAAGUGUGGGAACUCAUUUCGUGGUUGUGAAGCUUUGCCAAACAUCUCCAGAGCCACCCCAGACUGAAGCCCUACAAAUGUGGAGAAUGUGGGAAGCAUUUUGCUAAAGGCUGGGACCUCAGAGCUCCUUAGCGUAUCCACCAGGGAAAGAGACUUCAGGAAGGCCUCAGUGUUUUUCCAGGCCUCAGAACAGCCCAACUGAAGAGAAACCCUGCAAUUGUGUGCAAUGUGGGCUUUGCUUUUCUCAAAACUCAGAGAUGCUUAAACAUCAACAAAUCCACACUGGACAAAAACUUUAUCAAUGUCUGGAGUGUGGGAAAUCUUUUGUUCGAAAAACAAGUCUCAAAAUCCACGGGAAAAUUCACAUGGAAAUAAAACCUUAUAAAUGCUUCGAGUGUGGAGAAUGUUUCACUCGAAGUUCAUCUCUUUGCAAACAUCAUCAAACACACACAGAGGAGGAAAGCAGAACGUGCCUAGAAUGUGGGAAAUGUUUUUCCAGCAAAUCAUCCCUGCAACGACAUCAGAAGGUCCACACUGGGAAAAGACCUCAUGAAUGCCGAAAAUGUGAGAAACGAUUUGAGACUUCUUCCACACUUCGGAGACACCUAAAGACGCACAUGGGAGAGAAACUCUAUAAAUGUGAGGUUUGUGAGAAAUGUUUUUCUCUAAAGGGUAAUCUUUUUCGACAUCAGAUAAUCCACACAGGGGAGAAACCCUAUCAGUGCAUCGAGUGUGGAAAAUUUUUUCGUACAAUAUCAAACCUCGGACAUCAUAAGAAAAUUCACAGAGGGGAAAAAAAGUACAAAUGUUUAGACUGUGGGAAAGCAUUUAUUCAUUCAAAUCACCUUAGAAGUCACUGGCAAGUCCAUAUAGGAGAGAAGCCCCAUAAAUGCUCAGAGUGCGAUAAAUGUUUUUAUCAGAAAAAUAGACUUUUGAUACAUCAGAGGACCCACAGUGGAGAGAAACCAUAUAAAUGUCCGGAGUGUGGGAAGUCUUUUUCUUGCCAAGAAUAUCUUAGAAAACACGAGACGAUUCACACAGAAAAAAAACGUAUCAGGUCUGUGCAGAAAAAUGAAAUGUGCUCAGAAUGUGGGAGAUGUUUCUCCCAAAGGUCACACCUAACUCGACAUGAGAGACUUCACACUGGAGACAGGCCCUAUCAAUGCCCAGAAUGCGACAAGCGAUUUGUGGAGUCUGCUGAACUCCGGAGACACCAGAAGGGGCACACAGGAGAGAAGCCCUAUAAAUGUGGGGAGUGUGCGAAAGGUUUCCUCACAGCAACACUGCUUCGGGUUCAUGGGAGAAUCCACACAGGGGAGAAGCCAUACAAAUGUAUGGAGUGUGGGAAAUGCUUUUCCCAAAAACAACACCUUAGACGUCAUGAAAAGGUCCAUACAAGAGUGAAGCCAUAAAGACUCAUAGAGUGUAGAAAUGUUUUGUUUAGAAGGGAAAUAUCAUAAAGCUCACAUGGGAGAAGGUGAGUUUUUCAUAGUUGUUCAACUUUUAGAAAUCAUGAAAGAAUUCCUGAAAAGGGGGGGGGGAAUGGGAAAGAUGUAUCAUAAAUGUUUGCACUGUGAUGUAUAGUUUGCCUGAAAGAAUACUCUUUUUCAGCAUCAGUGAAUUCUUACUGGCGAAAAACUUUAUCAGAGCUUAGAAUAUGGCAAGGUUUUUAAUCUGAUAAUCAGAUCUUCAGAUGUACAUGAAAAAUCCACACAGCAGAAAAACCGUGACAAGUGUGUAGUGUGAGAAACAUUUUCCUUGCCAAUUGGAAUAUCUUGCCUCUUGGAGUUUGUCCAUUUGAAAUUGGAAAUUUCCUUGGAAAUUUUCUUGCCAACGUAAAUAUUUUAUAUUUUUUUACAAAAAAUUAAUUUUAAAAUGUGAAAAUGAACGUCUAAUAUAAUAAUAAUGUUGGAAGAGACCUUGGAGGUCAUCUAGUCCAACCCCCUGCUCAGGUAGGAAAC
This is a messenger RNA of Crotalus tigris (Tiger rattlesnake), 2410 nucleotides long. Its product is annotated as zinc finger protein 708-like. The transcript has 2 exons. The record is from RefSeq and is a predicted model, not a curated record. The coding region runs from base 707 to 1861 and encodes 384 amino acids. Lineage: Eukaryota; Metazoa; Chordata; Lepidosauria; Squamata; Viperidae.